This is a messenger RNA of Uncinocarpus reesii 1704, 1551 nucleotides long. RefSeq lists its product as uncharacterized. Bases 1 to 1551 code for a protein of 516 amino acids. Gene Ontology annotation, biological process: transmembrane transport. Gene Ontology annotation, cellular component: membrane. Gene Ontology annotation, molecular function: transmembrane transporter activity. The record is from RefSeq and is a predicted model, not a curated record. The transcript has 2 exons. NCBI's taxonomy places the organism in Eukaryota, Fungi, Ascomycota, Eurotiomycetes, Onygenales, Onygenaceae.
AUGUCCAUCUUCGAAGACAAGUCCAAGGACGUGAUCGGCUCCGACACCAAUGUCAGCAGCGAGCUGGGCGGCGAGGCAAAGGACACCGAUUACACCCUCGAGGCCCUGGGCUACGUCCCCGAGCUGCGGCGGAAUCGCUCCCUGGCCACGCUGCUCUUCCAGUCUCUCGCAAUCGCUGCGAUCCCGUACGGCGAGGGCGGGCCCCUGAUCAGCUCCAUAUACGGCGGCGGGCCGCGAGCCAUCUUCAUCGGCUGGCUGGCCAUCCUCGUGCUGGACGAGUGCAUCGCGCUCUCGCUGAGCGAGCUGGCCUCGCGAUACCCAACGUCCGCCGGGCCGUACUACUGGUCCUUCCAGAUCGCCAAAAAGCACAAGGUGGUCCUCUCGUUUGUGACGGGCUGGGUGUGGCUGGUCGGCAACUGGACCAUCACGCUCUCCGUCAACUUUGGCUUCGCCUCGCUGAUCGCGGCGACCGUGUCGCUGUACCAUCCCGCCUGGGAGGCCACGAGCUGGCAGCUGCUGCUCAUCUUCUACGCCAUCUGCCUGCUCGCGUUUGUCAUCGUGGCCUUUGGCAACCGCUUCCUGCCCAAGGUCGACAUCGUCUGCGCCGCCUGGACGGCCAUCACCAUCCUCGUCAUCCUCAUCGCGCUCUCCGUCAAGGCCGGCGCCGGCCGGCACAGCAUCUCCUACGCCCUGGCCCACUAUGACACCUCCUUCUCCGGCUGGGGCGGCUUCACCUUCUUCAUCGGCCUCCUCCCCGCCGCCUACUGCUUCUCCGCCAUCGGCAUGAUCGCCUCCAUGGCCGAGGAGGUGCCCAACCCGGCCAUCACCGUCCCGCGCGCCAUCAGCCUGUGCGUCCCCGUCGGCGGCGUCGCCGGCCUGUUCUUCAUUCUCCCCAUCUGCUUCACCCUCCCGCCGCUCGAGGACAUCCUCGCCGCCCCCGGCGGCCAGGCGCUCCCCUACAUCUUCGGCGUCGUCAUGGACUCCCCCGGCGGCGCCCUGGGCCUCAUGGUCCUCGUCCUCGCCGUCGUCCUCUUCUGCUCCAUCAGCAUCACCACCGCCGCCUCCCGCACCACCUGGGCCUUUGCGCGCGACGACGCCAUCCCCCUCGCCGGCCUCUGGUCGCGCGUCAACAAGAAACUCGGCAAUCCCGUCUACGCCCUCGGCCUCGUCACUUUUGUCCAGAUGCUCCUGGGCCUCAUCAACAUCGGGAGCACCAGCGCCUUCACCGCCUUCGUGUCCGUCGGCGUCAUGGCCCUGGCCGUGAGCUAUGCCAUGCCCAUCGGCAUCAGCCUGUUCUACGGGCGCCGCGAGGUCAUGAAGGCGCGUUGGAACUGUGGGCCUGUCAUCGGACCGGCCGUCAAUGUCAUUGCGCUGCUGUGGAUUGCGUUCGAGGUCGUGCUGUUCAGCAUGCCGGCGGCGUUGCCCGUGACGGCGGCGUCGAUGACGUACGCGAGCGUGGUGUUUGUGGGAUUCCUGCUGAUAUCAGUGGUGUGGUAUUUUGUAUAUGCGAGGAAAUCUUUCAAGGGCCCACCGGAAUCCGACGGGAUCUGA